Sorex fumeus (smoky shrew) is the source of this 2097-nucleotide messenger RNA. RefSeq names its product gamma-aminobutyric acid type A receptor subunit alpha5 (gene GABRA5). Bases 330 to 1730 code for a protein of 466 amino acids. Lineage: Eukaryota; Metazoa; Chordata; Mammalia; Eulipotyphla; Soricidae. The transcript is spliced from 10 exons. Gene Ontology annotation, biological process: nervous system process; gamma-aminobutyric acid signaling pathway; synaptic transmission, GABAergic. Gene Ontology annotation, cellular component: dendrite membrane; neuron projection; GABA-A receptor complex. The record is from RefSeq and is a predicted model, not a curated record. Gene Ontology annotation, molecular function: inhibitory extracellular ligand-gated monoatomic ion channel activity; GABA-gated chloride ion channel activity; GABA-A receptor activity.
GCGUGCCCAGGCGCGGGACGAGCUGCCUGCCGGGCGCUGACGCGGCGCCGGCCUCCGCGCUGCGCGCCCGCUCGUUCGCCCGCCCGCGGCGGAGGAUGCAGCCGCGCCGACGGCUCGCGCUCCGGGCCGGGCGCGCCGGGUGAACCGCGCGGCCGGAAGGGCCCCGCCUUCUCGGCACGGCGGCGGGGGCAGCUGGGCAGCCGGCUGGGCGCGCAAACUUUGCCCCCGCGUCUGCGGGAGCACAGGAGCCGGCGUGCGGCUUCAAGAUCGAGUAGGAGACAAAGUGACCCUCCCAAAUCCAUCUGCUCCAGCCGACAUUCUCAUUGGGAAUGGACCAUGGAAUGUUCUCUAGCUUUAUCAUGACCAAGAACCUCCUUCUCUUCUGUGUUUCCAUGAACUUAGCCAGUAACUUUGGCUUCUCACAAGUGCCAGCCGGCUCAGUGAGUGAUGAGACUAACGACAACAUCACCGUCUUCACACGGAUCCUGGACGGUCUCCUGGAUGGCUACGACAGCAGACUGCGGCCGGGGCUCCGAGGAGAGGCUCCAGGGCUCCAAGAAAUCACCCAGGUGAGGACGGACAUCUACGUCACCAGCUUCGGGCCCGUGUCGGACACGGAGAUGGAAUACACCAUCGACGUGUUCUUCCGGCAAAGCUGGAAGGACGAGCGGCUGCGCUUCAAGGGCCCCAUGCAGCGGCUGCCGCUCAACAACCUGCUGGCCAGCAAGAUCUGGACCCCGGACACCUUCUUCCACAAUGGCAAGAAGUCCAUCGCACACAACAUGACGACGCCCAACAAGCUGCUGCGACUGGAGGACGACGGCACGCUGCUCUACACCAUGCGCCUGACCAUCUCUGCGGAGUGCCCGAUGCAGCUGGAAGACUUUCCCAUGGAUGCCCACGCCUGCCCUCUGAAAUUCGGCAGCUAUGCAUACCCUAACUCUGAGGUCGUCUACGUGUGGACCAAUGGCACCACCAAGUCAGUGGUAGUGGCGGAAGACGGCUCCAGGCUGAACCAGUACCAUCUGAUGGGGCACACGGUGGGCACAGAGAAUAUCAGCACCAGCACGGGCGAGUACACCAUCAUGACGGCGCACUUCCACCUGAAGAGGAAGAUCGGGUACUUCGUCAUCCAGACCUACCUGCCCUGUAUCAUGACUGUCAUCCUGUCCCAGGUGUCCUUUUGGUUGAACCGAGAGUCCGUUCCGGCCAGGACUGUGUUUGGGGUCACCACAGUGCUGACUAUGACCACCCUCAGUAUCAGUGCCCGCAACUCCCUGCCCAAGGUGGCAUAUGCCACUGCUAUGGACUGGUUCAUCGCUGUGUGUUAUGCCUUCGUCUUCUCUGCGCUGAUUGAGUUUGCCACUGUCAACUACUUCACCAAAAGAGGCUGGGCCUGGGAUGGCAAGAAAGCCCAGGAAGCAGCCAAGAAUAAGAAAAAAGAGCGGGAACGCCUACUGAAUACGACCACCAAUGCUUAUAACACUGCGAGGUUGCCCCUCCCACCCAACAUCCCCAGGGAUCAGGUCUCUGCCGAAGCAGUCUUGGUCCCAGGGAAAGCCCCGGAAGAGAAAGCUGCAGAAAACAAAAAGACUUACAAUAGCAUCAGCAAGAUCGAUAAGAUGUCCCGUAUUGUGUUUCCAGUUUUGUUCGGCACUUUCAACUUGGUCUACUGGGCCACCUAUCUGAAUAGGGAGCCUGUGAUCAAGGGCGCUGGUUCACCAAAAUAACUCAGAGAGUCACCCACCAGCCAGAAGAUGCCCAGGCCACAGGGACCCUGGGACCUUCUCUACGUGGGCACUCUCUUUCAGGAAAUUUUUGCAUGUUCCAUAAUGUGUACCAAUAAUAUUGCCUUGAUGUUUCUAUAUAUAAGUGUCAGAAGUUUCAAAGAGGUCGCCUUGAUUCAAAAGGGUGGGGGUGGAGAGCAGAAAUCUUUCUAGAACAUGGCGAGAAAUAGAAACUCCCAGCCUUGAAUACCCAGGAUCUAUCUCACAGCGAUCGUUUACAAUCCAGAUAAGUCUAUUUUUAACAGUUCCAAGGGUUAUUGAACAACGGUUUUUAUACUUCCAAUGUCAUUUCAUAUAAAUUUUCCCAAUG